GAGGCGGACGAUGCGGGCGGCUCGUGGGGAGAGCGCAGGAGGGCUCCGCGGCGGCGGGGCGCGGGGGACCCCGGGGACAGUGGGGACCCCGGGCCGCCCCGGCCGGUUGCGCUGCGCCCGCCGCCCCCGGCUCUUCCCACCUCGCUGGUUCCUCUCUGGGGGGACUGUCCUCCGUUGACCUCCGACCAGCGACCGUCGCGGGCCCCCGAGCGGCCUGAGGGCUCCUGGAGCGCAGUUACGACCUCGUUCAGGCAUGGGUUGGAAGUGGAGUCUCUCCCUGGACCUGACGACAACCAGCAUCAUGCAGUUACUAACUGCUCUUCCCUCACCUAUUGAUGCCUCCCAGGAAAAAAUGCCGCCAAAUUUCCCAGAAACCCCAGCUGCUAUUCUACCAACAACCACUGGAGGGCCCCAAACACUGCUAUGAGUCUCCCCAGCUUCCUAUCACCCACACUAGACAGGUGCCCAGCAAGCCCGUUGACCACAGCACCAUCACUUCCUGGGUAGGCCAUGGGAUUCUUGCCUUGACUUUUCCUCUGCCAGGCUUCUCACACUGCCAUGUGGAGACUCGUGGGCGCAGGGACAAAGAGGUAUCACCUCAGUUUGAUACAACAGCAGAAAGCUGGUUCCCAGUCAACCGGAAACAUCAUCACCGAGACCAGGCAAGGCGUUCAAGUCGAAAAUCUACCAGCUCCAAGUUUCCACACCUAACAUUUGAGAGUCCACAGUCUUCUGCCAGCUCAGCCAGACCUGGGAUCCCCCUAAUCAGGGACUGCCCCAGUCAACCAGAAAAGGACAUUUCUGGAAGGCCCUUGGUUCCCAUGCUCAGCCCCCAAAGCUGCGGGGAGCUGUCAGCACAUGCACUUCAGAACUUCCCUUAUGUGUUCAUUCCACCGGAUAUCCAGAGCCCAGAGUCCUCAGGGCAGGGAGGGCCCAUUCCCUCGGAGCAGAGGGAAAACAGCCUUCCCAGCUGCUCCCUUCACACGAGCACGCCCAAGAGCCCAGAGCCUGGGCCUGUUCUGGUUAAAGACACUCCUGAGGACAAGUACGGGAUAAAGGUCACGUGGAGGAGGCGACGACACCUGUUCACUUACCUCAGGGAGAGGGGGAAGCUGAGUAGAAGCCAGUUCCUUGUGAAAAACUGACUGGGUUUCUCGGACAUCCGUGGUCUCAAGAAAUUGAUUGCUGGAGUCAAAAGGGAAUUGAAUUCCCAGAUUUGCUUUUUAAAAUAUCUUGUGUCAUAAACAGUUUUUAGUGUCAUCAACAGUUCACUUCGUAUUUUCCUUGUAUUAGCUGUUUAAAAUUUUUAAAUAUCUUAUAACUGUUUAAAAAGUCUGUAAAUAAAUAAAUGGCUGCAGAAAGUUUUUAGAGAACCCUGCUUCUGUCACUAAUGCAGCAGUACUGCCCCCUCUACAAAUGGUCUUUCUUAAUUGUUCCCUUUAACCACUACUUAUUCAUCCUUUUAAACGCCUCAUUCCAACUAAUUCAUUCCACAUGUCUGAGUACCGACUCAGUGACCGCUUCCUCUGUGAACAGAUGCAUGGAAAAACUCGAAGCAAACUGUGACUUUUAAUAGUUGAGCUGCUGUCUCUGCAAUCUUGGCUCAUCUGCUGAGAUGGCUGGAUGAAGAAAGGGCAGCAAGCUUGUUUUAAUGAGUCAGUGGUACCAGGGGAGAUAAAAGGGACAUAGUUAAGUUACUUAGGGUUACUAUGUUUUCAUUUUUUGUUUCCAACUGUAGUAAUCUAUAAAUAUUAAAUAGGGUGGGAAAAUGAUUUCUUG
Balaenoptera musculus (blue whale) is the source of this 1779-nucleotide messenger RNA. RefSeq names its product RAD9-HUS1-RAD1 interacting nuclear orphan 1 (gene RHNO1). Gene Ontology annotation, biological process: DNA damage checkpoint signaling; recombinational repair; cellular response to ionizing radiation. The transcript has 3 exons. Gene Ontology annotation, cellular component: chromosome; nucleus. NCBI's taxonomy places the organism in Eukaryota, Metazoa, Chordata, Mammalia, Artiodactyla, Balaenopteridae. The coding region runs from base 336 to 1145 and encodes 269 amino acids. The record is from RefSeq and is a predicted model, not a curated record.